Molecule: messenger RNA, 810 nt
Organism: Camellia sinensis
Lineage: Eukaryota; Viridiplantae; Streptophyta; Magnoliopsida; Ericales; Theaceae
Product: phospholipid-transporting ATPase 2
Biological process (GO): phospholipid translocation
Cellular component (GO): plasma membrane
Molecular function (GO): ATPase-coupled intramembrane lipid carrier activity
Source: RefSeq, a predicted model, not a curated record
CCACCGCCACUGCCGCAAAUCACAGAUUUGUUGAAGCUUCUCCUCUCUUGCACGAGAAAAGCCUAAACUUUUGGAGAUCAGUCCCAAAAAAAAAACCGUUCAACUCCUUGAAGCCUCGAUUGUGUGCCCUAGUCUAUCAACACUUCAUCAUUGAGCCUUCAUUCAUCCUCCACCUGUGUAUUGACGACGUCAAGCUACAGCACCACUGUGAUUUGAAGGAUCGGAUGUCCAAGCAGCAGAUUGGGACUGGCCGUAGAGUUGGAGACCUCUAUGUGGUAGAGAGCUUGCAUCUACCUAUGACAACUUCUCCAACUACUUUUUCCUCUUUUCAAACAUUGGCAAUUGGGGAUGGUGGAAAUGAUGUGAGGAUGAUACAAGAAGCUGACAUUGGUGUUGGCAUCAGUGGGAGAGAAGGACUACAGGCAGCAAGGGCAGCUGAUUAUAGUAUUGGGGAUGGAUGAUCUUGUGCACGAAGUUAAAUUGUACAGGACUAAUUGGCACUAUAAGCAUUUUUGGAAGGAUUAUAUAUUUUUUGAUAGAUGUGUGGAAAAGAUUUGGGUAGACUAGUUGUUAUAUUUUUAGAUAGACUAAUAGUUAUAUUUUUUGAUGGAUGUGUAUGGAAAAUAUUUGGGUGGACUACUAGUUAUAUUUUUGAUAAAUGCGCAUGGAUAAAAAUUUAAAACAUAAUAACAAGUACUUGUUAUGUUUUAAAUUGUUUUGCUAGAUGGAUGUGACUUGGAUGAUUGUAUAGAUUAUAAGCGGAUUUUUAAUUGGAGGAAUAUGUAGUUUGAAAUUACUUAUGGAUGAAAA